GAGUGAUGGGGAACUCUGGUGUGCCACCACCAGCAACUAUGAUGUGGAUAAGAAAUGGAUGUACUGCAAUGUGACAGGACCAGAUAUAAGCAAGGAAGCUCCCAAAUGUGCCUUUCCAUUCAUCUUUGAGGGCAAGUUGUAUAUGAAUUGCACUGCAAGUGGGCGGAAUGAUGGGAAGCUGUGGUGCUCCACCACCAGCAACUAUGAUGUCGACAAGAAAUGGAUGUUCUGUGAGGACUCAGGUCCAGAUCUGAAGGUAGAGAGUCCAUCUUGCACCUUCCCUUUCAUCUACAAGGGCAACUCCUACAGCACAUGUACUACAGAGGGCAUGAGUGAUGGGAAACACUGGUGUGCCACCACCAGCAACUAUGACAAGGAUGAGAAAUGGAUGUACUGCAAUGUCACAGGACCAGAUAUAAGCAAGGAACCUCCCAAAUGCAUCUUUCCAUUCAUAUUUGAUGGCAAGAAUUACAGCAGCUGCACAGAAGAUGGACGGACUGAUGGGAAGCUGUGGUGUGCCACCACUGCCAACUAUGAUGCAGAUAAGAAAUCAAUGUUUUGCACCAUCACAGAAACAGGCUGUGUCUUCCCUUUUAUCUAUAAGGGGAAACCUUAUGAAAGCUGCACCACCCUGGAUAAACAUGAAGGAAAAGCUUGGUGUGCUACCACUCCAGACUACCAAACCGGCUUGAAAUGGAGAUUCUGCAACCAAUUGGACUGCGUCUUCCCCUUCAUCUUUCGUGGCAAGUCAUACGACAGCUGCACCAAAGCAGGACGCUCAGAUAAAAGGAGCUGGUGUUCCCUCACUAGCAAUGCUGACACUGACAACAGAUGGAUUCUUUUGUGUCCAAAGGAGCUGACUAACCAACUACCUGGUCUUGCUGAGAUGUUUGUAGUUUUAGUUUGGAUGUUCCUGACUCUGAAUGAUGAGGAUGUCAACGAAAAAGAAGACCAACAAAUGAACCAAGUCCAGCUGUCUUUUUCCUACUUUGAUGAGUUUCCCCCUCCAGGCUGUGUUCUCCCCUUCCUUUUCAAUGGCAGAUACUACUCUUCGUGCACCACUGAUGGCAGCCCUGACCAACAGCUGUGGUGUGCCACAACUGAAAACUAUGACAAGGAUCGUAAAUUGAAGCCAUGUGCUCUUAGAGAAUAUGGAGGCAACUCGAAUGGAGCAGAAUGUGUUUUCCCCUUCAGCUACAAAGGCCAUACUUACUACACCUGCACUAACAAAUUCGAAAUAAGAGGGCGCUACUGGUGUGCUACAACAGGAAGCUAUGAUAAGGACAAGCAGUGGAGCUUCUGUGCUGACACCAGACUAGAUGCAAAUUUAGCUACAGGGCCCUGCAGGUUCCCUUUCGUCUUCCAAGGCAAGUGGUACAAAGCUUGCACAACAGAUGGGAGAUUCGAUGGGAAGCUCUGGUGCUCUCUUGUCACCAACUACGAUGAAAAUCCGACGUGGGCAUACUGUGAACCCUCAAAACCUGCCUCCUGCGUCUUUCCCUUCAAGUUUAGGAACAAGUCAUACUCCUCGUGCACCAAAGAAGGAAGUUUUGAUGGGCAGCUGUGGUGUGCCACAACUCCAGACUAUGACAAAGACAGCAGUUGGAAAGGAUGUUCCCUCCAAGAGUAUGGAGGGAAUUCCAAUGGCCAGCCCUGCUGGUUCCCUUUCACCUUCAACAACCAGACAUUUGAUGCCUGCACCAAUGAGGAUGACAACGGCGAGAAGAAUGGGGGAUACUGGUGUUCCACUACUCCAAACUACGAUGAGCAAAAGCUAUGGAGCUUCUGUGCUGACACAAAUUUGAGAAGUGGGGAAGUUUUAUUACCAGAUUUGAAAAAACAAGAAGAUUAUCAGCCAAGCGAGACCGGCAACUAUCAGUAA
Molecule: messenger RNA, 1882 nt
Organism: Podarcis muralis (Common wall lizard)
Lineage: Eukaryota; Metazoa; Chordata; Lepidosauria; Squamata; Lacertidae
Source: RefSeq, a predicted model, not a curated record